This is a messenger RNA of Drosophila teissieri, 1106 nucleotides long. RefSeq lists its product as uncharacterized. The transcript has a single exon. The record is from RefSeq and is a predicted model, not a curated record. Lineage: Eukaryota; Metazoa; Arthropoda; Insecta; Diptera; Drosophilidae. The coding region runs from base 168 to 968 and encodes 266 amino acids.
AAAAGUUGAGGACGCUGGUUUUUUAUCAUUGAAACGCUUUUUAAACCACUAAAACAAGGAAAAUAGCUGAAUAAAAAGCUUGUGCGUGACAGAAAAGAGUUGGCGAAUUGCAGAGGAGCAAGUGCAUCAUAAUCAGCGGACGUGAGAACCGUCGAAUAAGCGAGGAAAUGCAGCAAACCAAUGCGGCUUCUGGCGGGGAUGCCCUGCUCCCAUUGCGCGCCUGCAGCACCGCCGGCUGCAAAGUGGCCACCGUGGUGGAGAAGACGAAGCGGAAGUGCUCCCAGUUCGUGUCCGCGCCGUACAUAAUGCCCAAGCCACUGGUCGUCAAUGGGCACACAUCGAUCUUUCAAGUGGGCGGCGAGAUGGCCAAAAUGGGCGACAUUCCAUCGCUUUCGCAAAUGAGCGGUGGUGAUGGUGGACAGCUGAUAUACCGGAUAAAGCCGGGCACCCAUGCCCAUGUCAUCAACUAUGUGCUCAUCGACGAGGGCUCCGAUUCGCUGGAGAAGGCCAGAUCCGGCGACCAGGAGGCCAUGCGUCUGCUGCUGGAAUCGCAGCGCGACAGCGCCGUGUCCAAGCUGCAGAAGUUGAUAGCCAACCAUAAGGGUGGUCCGCCCUCGGGCUUUAUGGCGCAUCCCGCGCUCAUGGCAUCACGGCAAGUGGCCUCCGUCCCAACGCCGGGCGGCAGCACUUCCGUGGCCACCGGACAUGUGACCACUCGUCAAAUCCAUCCGGACUUCUCCAUCGCCAGCGUGGAGGGUGCGGUACCCUUUACUCGCGCUGUUCCACCCUCCGUGGUUGGGAAUCCUUCAGCUCCAGUUCCAGCUCCAGCUCCAGCUCCAGCUCCAGCUUCCUCUGCCCCUCCGCCAGCUGUCAGUGCAGCUCAAGCCGAUUCCGUGGAUCGCCUCCAGGCGGAGCUCGUCGAGCUGCGACGCACGGUGGCGCGCUUGGAGGAGAAUAGUCGCCGCUAGAUGACCGACUUUCCUUUGCGAAGGUAUACUUUAGUUCAGCCAAAAACGCUUGGGGCAACUUCACAGCGCCCCACCCUAAAUAUAGUUAGUCUAAGCCACUGAGACAUUGUUAAUUCAAAUAAAUUGUGUAUAACGAUA